Messenger RNA from Haliotis rubra (blacklip abalone), 3521 nucleotides. RefSeq names its product dentin matrix acidic phosphoprotein 1-like. The record is from RefSeq and is a predicted model, not a curated record. Lineage: Eukaryota; Metazoa; Mollusca; Gastropoda; Lepetellida; Haliotidae. The transcript has 9 exons. The coding region runs from base 13 to 2526 and encodes 837 amino acids.
CGUAGAACACCGAUGUUCUUCAGCAUGAUCUUGGGGGCGGUGCUUCCUGCACUAUGUGCAGCCGUUCUGGGUUCAAGUCUGGUUGCAGCAACAGGCACAACGACAUCACCUUCAACGUCAGUGGAAACUCCGUCAACACAUUCCACGACAUCACCUUUAACGUCAACGGGCACUACGUCAACAUAUACGACAUCAUCUUCGACGUCAGCGGUUACAGCGUCAACAUUGACCACACCAGCAGACUGUGCUCAUUGUGCCAACAACUCGUCGUGUGACACAGAAACAAACUCAACCUGUCUCCAUCUACUCUGCGACCCUGUGACGGGCAGUUGCUAUGGUGACUGUGAAGAUGGCUGGUAUGGGGACAAGUGUGACAGAGACUGUGCUCAUUGUGCCAACAACUCGUCGUGUGACACAGAAACAAACUCAACCUGUCUCCAUCUACUCUGCGACCCUGUGACGGGCAGUUGCUAUGGUGACUGUGAAGAUGGCUGGUAUGGGGACAAGUGUGACAGAGAUCAAUACAACGAAACAGCAUCAACUACAGACUCCGGUUCCUCGUUAGGAUCGAUGAAAAUCGCCAUAAUUACGUUGUCUCUCCUUCUGGCUGCCAGCGUGGCUGUCAACGUCAUUAUUGUUGUCGUAAAAAUUAAAACAAAGUAUCGGAGACCAAAGGGUAAAGCCAUGUUUGACCUGGUGCAUAAUCAGUACAGUCCUGGUGGUCAUGAGACUAUUGAACUGAAAGCCCACAAUGCUAUCCAAAACCUUGAGUAUCAACCCAACACAGGACAGCCACAGUUUCAGGACGAUGAGUAUGAAGACCUGACGGUAGGAACUCAGAACUAUGCUUAUGAAAUACCUGUCAGAAAUACCUUUGUGCAAACGGAUCUUGCAAAGACUAACACGAAGACGUUAACUCCGCCUAUGCCGGUUCCCGGACCAAGAGCUGAUACCAGGACGUCAUCAAGACUCUCUGUUGAAUCUGGGCAACGAGAAGGUAAUGCUGUGCAAAGAGUACGAUCUGAAGAAACUCCAGUUCAAAGUCCCCUGGCUGAACCACCUCUGCCAGUACGUCCUGAACGACGUUCGAGAAACACACAUCCUGAACUUUCAGAGAGUUCAGCCGAGUUUGAUGUUGACGGCAGUGAAAAUAUCGUGAUAGCUAGAGAUUCUUUGGCCCUUCAUGCCCGGAAGAUUGGAUUGGACAUUCCUAACAGAAGGGAAUCAGGAGCUUAUACCUUACCUGACGACGGAACUAACUACUCCGUCAGUGACAUUGAGGAAGCCGUGGAAAGUGAGGAAGACGCCGACGACGGACUGUAUGAGAAUGAGGUUGUGACGGGUGAUGAAAACAAGAAGCCGCUUGACAUUGACGAUGACAGCGAUCCUUAUGAGAACGAGGACUUUAUUGACGCACAGUUCCGGCGGCUCAAAUACAAAUACGAACUGGGUGAUGGGGGAAGAACUGAUGAUGAUGGUGUUUAUGAUGAUGGUGGUUAUGAUCCAUUGAACGGCAGUACCAGUGGAGUUGACGGCAGCGAAGAUGAUGAUGAAGAACAGGGUGACACCUUCAGAAAGGCCAGCAUGACUGUGCAGUACAACAGUAAUGAUCACUUACAUGAUAUAGAGGAAGAAGAAGAAGAAGUGGAAGAGGAGGAGGAAGCCGCUGAGGAUGCAGUGGUGGAUGUAGAAUCUAGAGGACGCUAUACAGGAGAUUCGAACCGGGAAUCGGACUAUUUGAAUUACAGAACUGUUAAUGGUUUAUUUGUCAGCGUCGAUGCUAUCAUUGAUGAAGGUGAUGAUUAUGAUAAUGAGAAUUAUGAUGGUGAUGAUAGGGAUCUAUAUGAAAAUGAAAUGGUGUCGAGACGCAAUAUUGGUGGACGCGAUGCGGGCGGAGUUUCAACCCAGAGGAACUUGGAUGGUCAAGAGGAAACAUUUACUGCAGAUGUGAGUGGAGGCGAUGACAGAGACAUGGGUCAGAGGGAUGAUGAUGGUGGGUUUGUAGUAGACUCCACGCAGCCUCUGCCCGGAACGGGCGGAGAAAUAAAUGAUAUCGUGGAAGAUGAGAAGGAUGACGAGACAGAUGAGGAUGUCGUGCAGGAUGGUAACGUGAACGAUGUUGACCAGUUGGAAACGUUUCAAUCCACAGAGAAUGGAAGUGAACGUAAUCGCUCACGUCUUGAUGUUCCUUUAGAAUCACCACCCCAGCAAAACGAAGACACCGACGGGAACCACUGGCGCUCUCUUCAAAAAGUCAUUUGGCCUGAAAAUGAAAGUCCACAAAACGGAUUUGCCGAUAAUGAAUUUACUCCUGAUAAACAUACCCAUAAGUCCGGGCUCGAAGACACUCCAGCCUCUCACAAGCGUGAUGUCCGUUGGACAAUAGGUGAUUCUGAGAGUUCAGGACAAACCAUUGGAGACGAGGACUUGAAUGAAUGGUCCCAAGCCUUGGACUCCGACUUUCAACAAAAUCCUAGAGGACCUGUCGCUAUGUUUGAUUCCGAUUCUGACGAAUAUAACGUGUAGCUGAUUAACUGAAGAUACAUUUCCCCUAAUUCAGCAAUAUUGUCCGAAAAGGAAAACGUGUUCUGUGAUUCUGAUUCUAGCAAGUUUGACGUGUAGCUGAUUAGCUGAAGAUACAUUUCCCCUGACUCAGCAAUAUUGUCUCUGAAAAGGAAAAUGUGUUCUGUGAUUCCAAUUCUGGUAAAAGCUACAUGCAGCUGAUUAGCUGAAGAUACAUUUCCACCCACACAGCAACACACAGAAAACUUACAUCAUCCUUGCCACGCUUGUCAUGUUUGACCCUUGCCCCCUUGUACUAUAAGCGACAUGAUUUGUACUCUAAGGCAAUGUUAUGCAUCUCAAGGUAUUUGUGAAAAAAGAUUUCAUAUUUAAUAAUUUUGCUUCUUUGUUAACAGUUUUCUUAAUAUAUUUAUUAUGUUUCCAAUAAGAAAUCUUUCAAGUCGAUCCAUAAAUACUGAUAAACAAGGGCAUUAUUAAAGGUUAGGCAUGUGCAUUGUCAUAGCGAGUGAUAGAGGACAGUAAUUGUCCGACUACACAUUACAUUCCAAAUUCCAAAUGCUAUGUAGCCAAGACAAGUAUAACUUCAUUGUAAUCAUUUGAUGCUAAUCUCCAUUCUUAAUUCUCAUUACCACUGCAUUGUAUACUGACUUGUAAGCAAACCUGUACCAUUCUGUGACUUCAUAAAUUGCUGUGAAUGACAUUUAUAACAUCAACUCGUUAUCCCCUUGUCUGUCACCACCAAGGCAAUGCCAUUGUCUGCUUAGCUGCCCAUGGUUGUAUUUAACUACAUAAAUGUUUGCAUGCUAUCUGCCAGACAGUCUGGUAUUGCACUGCUUGUGUAAGUAGAUUUUGCAAUGUAUUCUUAACCGGCUUCUCUGUCAAAACUGCUUCAUGUCUGUAUGUAUGCCUCCCUACACCACCGAGUACAUAACUUGAUAACGGUGUUACAAUCUACACCAAAAUGACACUCUUCAUUAGAAUAAAGAAGUGUAUCGAUA